Molecule: messenger RNA, 1641 nt
Organism: Colias croceus (clouded yellow)
Lineage: Eukaryota; Metazoa; Arthropoda; Insecta; Lepidoptera; Pieridae
Gene: Gint3
Product: UBX domain-containing protein 6
Exons: 9
Coding region: 224-1555 (443 amino acids)
Cellular component (GO): cytoplasm
Molecular function (GO): protein binding
Source: RefSeq, a predicted model, not a curated record
UUAGCGGAAGUAUUUUUCUUCAACGAGUUUCAAUUAUUGCUCCUUAAAACAUUCCUUAUCAUUCUAGUGUUUACGUUGUUAUUGAUUUUUAUAUCUUGGCGUGUUUAUGGAAACCGGAUAUCUGAGCGGUUUAUGAAACCCGCUACAUCAGCAACAAUAGCACAACUGAAAGAGAGUGUAUCCAAGCUAAAACUGCCAAAAGAACACACACCACGCAUUUAAAAUGGCGGAAAAAAUAAAGAAAUUCUUUCAAAAAAAGAAAGCGGAUGCUAAAUUCAAGUUAGCUGGUCCUGGCCAUAGGUUAAGUGAGUCCAGUAUAAGUAACCAGUCUGUGAGGCGAGAGGAGCCUGUGGUUAAGAGGAGCGGUCUUUCGGAGGAGAGUAAGGUGGCUGCGGAGGCUGCGCUGGCGAGACUGUCGCAGAAGAGAGACAACCCAGCGUUUAAUACUUCCUUGGCUGCUAUUCGGGCCCAAGUGAAAAGGGAGCUAGAAAGUGAAGCAGCAAACUCAAAAGUGGAAGGGGAACCUCUCCCAGUGGAAAAGAAGGUAGAAAUGGAAAAGGAAGUGCCGGUAAAUUUUGCCGCUUCUGGUGUUUAUUUCAAAUGUCCAAUAAUAAGCAACGACAUAUUACCUCGCGACGAAUGGAAGCGAAACAUAAAAACAUUCCUGUAUGAACAAUUGGAAGAGGAGCGGGGACUCACGGCCUGUCUUAUUAUACAGUCGUGUAACAAUAAUAGGGAAAAGAUUGAUACCUGUGUAGAGACACUAUGCAAGUAUUUAGAGAACAUUGUGACUUACCCUGAAGAGGAGAAAUAUCAGAAAAUAAGAAUGUCCAACAGAGCAUUCACAGACCGCGUGCAACCGAUAGAAGGUGCUGUGGAAUUAUUGUUAGCGGCUGGGUUCGUUCAACAGAAAUUGUUCAAUAACGAAGGGAACGAGGAAGAUUUCCUUGUGUUUAACAAGGAUAAUGUGCCUUCUGUCGAGAGUUUGGUGACACUUAUAGAAGCCCUCCGUUCAGCGGAACCCAUACAACUAGAGUUGGAUAGGAACUUACAAGUGUUGUUACCAUCUCAAGCGGCCAAUAAGGUGCAAUUACCGCCCUCGUUCUAUGCACUCACUCCGGAGGAAAUUAAACGGGAACAGCAGUUGAGGGCAGAAGCUAUAGAAAGAUCUCAAAUGUUGCGCACUAAAGCUAUGAGAGAAAAGGAUGAAUUACGAGAAAUGAGGAAAUACAAAUUCGCUAUUAUUAGGAUACGCUUUCCAGAUGGGAUUUUACUUCAGGGAACAUUUUCAGUCUACGAGAAGUAUCAAGAUAUUCACGACUUCCUUAGAGAAAAUCUGGAACAUAGUGACUUACCAUUCGUCCUAACAACACCCACGGGUCAUAAACUAAAUAUAGACGAGGAUUCCAAUAAAACAUUAAUUGACCUUAAAUUAGUACCCACAAGUAUAUUAAAUUUCGCCUGGCAUUCGUCCAUUCUUGAAGAAAUCAAUAAUAGUCCCAAUAAAGAUGUUUAUUUGAAACCUGAAAUCAUGAUUCUGGUGCAAGAAAUAUGAUUGGCUCUUGUAUUUAUUAUUUUUUUAUUUAUUUGGAUUGAUUGUGUGAAGGGUUUUACUUGCCUUUGGAAAGCCUUGGAAGUUUA